This is a messenger RNA of Lodderomyces pseudojiufengensis, 552 nucleotides long. RefSeq names its product Egd2p (gene EGD2). The record is from RefSeq and is a predicted model, not a curated record. Lineage: Eukaryota; Fungi; Ascomycota; Pichiomycetes; Serinales; Debaryomycetaceae. Gene Ontology annotation, cellular component: nascent polypeptide-associated complex; cytoplasm. The coding region runs from base 1 to 552 and encodes 183 amino acids. The transcript has a single exon. Gene Ontology annotation, biological process: protein targeting to membrane.
AUGUCGGUCGAAGAAAUUCCACAAGGUUCAGAUGUCAACGUCAUCUCAAAUAAAAAUGAAAAAAAAGCAAGAGAAUUAAUUAAAAAAUUAAAUUUAAAACAAAUUAAAGGUAUUUCAAGAGUUACUUUUAAACAAAGAGGUAAUUUAAUUUAUGCAAUUGAUCAACCAGAUGUUUAUAGAUCUGCAGCUGGUACUUAUGUUGUAUUUGGAGAAGCUAAAGUUGAUGAUAUGAAUCAAAGAAUUGCUGAAGCUCAAGCUCAACAAGCUCAACAAGAAGCUUUAACUAAUGCUGCUAAAUCAAAUACUACCACAACUGAAGAAGAUAAAUCACCAGAAUCAAUUACUGCAGAUUUAGAAAAAGCUUCAUUAAAUAAUGCAAAUAAAGUUGAAGAAGUUGAUGAUGAAGAUGAUGAAGAAAUUGAUGAAAGUGAAUUUGAUCCAAAAGAUAUUGCUUUGAUUGUUGAACAAACUCAUGUCUCAAGAGCUAAAGCUGUAAAAGCUUUAAAAAAUCAUGAUGGUGAUAUGGUUAAUGCUCUUAUGGAAUUAUCAUAG